Messenger RNA from Ogataea angusta, 1248 nucleotides. RefSeq lists its product as uncharacterized. Gene Ontology annotation, molecular function: NAD+ kinase activity. The transcript has a single exon. The record is from RefSeq and is a predicted model, not a curated record. Lineage: Eukaryota; Fungi; Ascomycota; Pichiomycetes; Pichiales; Pichiaceae. Bases 1 to 1248 code for a protein of 415 amino acids. Gene Ontology annotation, biological process: NAD+ metabolic process; NADP+ biosynthetic process.
AUGAUAUCAUUGAGGGUGCCCAGGACUCUUUGGUCGAGGAAGCUGUUCUCCACGAGCACUGUUUCGCUUUCAAAUGUCAAGAUUGAGUCGGUGACCCAGUUGAAGCCGCGCCAAUUCCCCCAAUACGCCCAAAAUCCGCACUCCUUUUUCAGAAACCUCGUUUGGCAAGCACCCCCUUCGAAUAUAUUGGUGGUUAAGAAACCGCGGAAAGAGGACGUUUCAUUUGCGACAGCUCAGUUCAUCUCCCACGUCCACUCUUCCUACCCUAAUUGCACCGUAAUAGUCACUGAAGAAGUUGCCAAGGAGUUCAACGAAAAUCCCGAGGUAUUCAAUAAAUCCGGCGGAAAUGUCAAGCACGUUUUGUAUACGGGCAAGAGCGAAGAAAUUGUCAGCAAGACCGACAUGAUUGUUUCUCUUGGAGGAGAUGGAACCAUAUUAAGGGGCGUUUCUCUCUUCUCAAAUACCCAGGUGCCGCCAAUACUUUCGUUCAGCCUGGGAACUUUGGGAUUCUUGCUUCCUUUCGAUUUCAAAGACUUCAAGGAAGCUUUCAAGCAGGUAUUCGAGAGCAGAGCCUUGAUGUUACGCAGAGAGAGACUGGAAUGUCACAUUGUUAAAAAGAGUACAAUUACAGAUUCGAAUCCAAAUUCGAUGUACAGAAGUGGUUCGGACGAACUAUCACAGAUGCACGCCAUGAACGAUAUAGUGCUCCAUCGCGGGUCGCUGCCAAGUCUUAUAAACUUGGACGUUUAUGUAAACGGCCACUUCCUCACAACAACCACCGCAGAUGGUCUAAUUUUUGCUACGCCCACAGGAUCAACCGCAUAUUCUCUUUCUGCUGGUGGGUCCAUGGUCCACCCAGUGGUUCCAUGCAUUCUACUCACCCCCGUGUGUCCCAGGUCUCUUUCUUUUAGACCUUUGAUUCUCCCAUCUAUUUCGCACAUCAAGGUAGUCGUCAGAAGCAAGAGUCUGAGCGGACACGAAUGCUCGGCAAAGUUGUCGAUCGACGGGAUGCCUCAGCUGAAACUCACAGCGGGCGACGAGAUACACGUUGUUUCAGAGUCGGGCUCCCUAUUGGACCCUUCGUGGAACCUCCCGACCUCCAUAUCACUGAAGAAAAAGACCACGACCGAUGAAGCCAAAACUGGUCUUUGGUGUGUCGCGCGUACAAAAGGUGACUGGGUGACAGGCAUCAACAACUUGCUGGGAUUCAACUCCGGUUUCAAAAGCAUAAACGACGUUCAUCCAUAA